AUGUCUGACGCACCGAGACCGAAAGCCACUGUCUAUGUCGGAGGUUUGACCUCUGCCGUCGACAGCCAUACUCUGCACAACGCUUUCAUUCCAUUCGGUCCCAUUGUCAAUAUAUCACUGCCGAAGCCAGAACUACCAUCAAAUCCCGAACCUCACCGUGGCUUUGGAUAUGUCGAGUUCGAGAGUCCCCAAGACGCUCAGGAAUCAAUCGACAACAUGGACCAAAGCGAACUCUUCGGCCGUGUCAUCAAGGUCAAUCUAGCCAAAGAGCAGAAAGCAGAAGGAGAAGGCUUGGGUAGCAAGACUGCUAUCUGGGAACAACACGCGGUCAGCGACGAGGAUCGCAUGGCUGCACGGGGAGACGAAGAUGGUCAUGACGGCCCAGUGGAUCCUAUGCAAGGCCUGGAGGGUCUCGAUGUUGCAGGCCCUCAGCAAGCCUAA
Molecule: messenger RNA, 441 nt
Organism: Aureobasidium musti
Lineage: Eukaryota; Fungi; Ascomycota; Dothideomycetes; Dothideales; Saccotheciaceae
Source: the annotation of a GenBank genome assembly